Cinara cedri is the source of this 1968-nucleotide messenger RNA. The record is from the annotation of a GenBank genome assembly. NCBI's taxonomy places the organism in Eukaryota, Metazoa, Arthropoda, Insecta, Hemiptera, Aphididae.
AUGGUAGCGAUUAUAAAUGCUAUCGUAGUGCCUUUGCUCUUCUCAAUCGUCGUCGGUGUUGUAGAUUUCCAAAAAGAGUGCGCUUUGGAGUUGCCUUCAAACGGAUGGCACGAUAUUUACUGUGAUGUUAUACCGUAUAAAGUCGACUUAAGUCACAUCAGCGAAAUGACUAAUUUGGACGUAUCGCAAAACAAUUUAAAUGCCAUUUAUAUAGCUAGUGAUAAAAAUCUAACAUUAUCGACACUUGAUUUGUCUAAAAAUAACAUACUAAAUUCUUGCAACGUACUCACCAGUAGUACGGUAAGGGUUCGUUCAACUAUCUUGUCUUUCAAUAAGAUAAACAAUUUCUCUAUGUGUUUGGACACGGCGAAUCUUACAUUAAGUUGGAAUCACAUUAAGUCGUUGAAUAAAGCCGAUAUGGUGAACGUGUCAUCAUUAGAAAUAUUGGACCUUGGAUAUAAUUUUAUAUUAUGGAUUGAAAACGAUACGUUUGUCGGGAUGCCGAAUCUACAAUGGUUGAACUUAAAAGGUAACGCGUUAACAAUGAUAUCGGAAAAGACGUUGCCAAGUACUACUUUGCUGUACUUAGAUGUUUCGGAAAACUAUGACCUUGAUCGGUCGACAGUAUUUGAGCCGUUUGAGAAUCUCGUCGAACUCAAUAUUGCCAGAAACGUGAAACUGGCGCCCGUUGUUUUAGGUUCUGGUCCAAGGCUUCAGGCGUUAGACGCUUCACAUACGAAUCUUACCGAAAUCCCGGUGACGCCGGCUCCGCUUUUGGGCUCGCUCAUUUUGAGUGGUAAUAUGAUAAGGGUGGUGAACAGUGGUGAUCUAGAUGGAUUUCCUUUACUCCAUUUUCUUAACAUUAGUGGUAAUCGAAUUAAAACAGUCGAAGACGACGCGUUUGGUCGGCUCGAUUUAUUGACCGUACUGGACCUAUGCGGUAACAUGUUGGAAACGGUACCGAAAAGUUUACCAGGGAGUUUAGAGACAUUAAAUUUAGAAGAUAAUAAAAUACAAUACUUGGAAAUCGAAGAUUUUGAUGGUUGUAAACGACUAAAAACGUUAAAUGUCCGGAAAAACAAUAUUCGGCAUAUACAAGAUUUAACUUUUGCGUCGUUGGUGUUUCUUGACGUUUUGGAUAUAUCCGAAAAUCCGAUUAAAAUGAUUACUAGAGAAAUGUUAACGGGUCCAGUAAGAUUAAAAGUUUUGAAGCUGGAGUCGCUAGCAGCACCGGAAACGCCAACGUUUCCAUUUACUGACACUCGUUAUUUGAACCGAAUUCAAUUAGCGCACAGCAAACAUCUUGCUGCAAUUUUAUUGAACGACAGUGCCGUAUUGUCGUCAAUGUUUCAGCUCGACUAUUUAGAUUUGACGGGCUGUGCUGUGUAUUCAUUGCCCACUCGUUUACCGUACUAUAUGCCCAAAAUGAAAACAUUGAUAGUGCAGGAACUCAAGUGUUUUUGCUCGUGGCUCAAAGACUGGCUGUGCGAGAUUCACGCAUCUGCUAAAGAAUAUCGACAUCCCCGGACAAACCAGACAGAACUCCGAUUGAGGAAUUUCCGACAAAAGAAAUUACAAUCAUCGGUGGAAAGUGUGCAAUGUACACGAGGUAAUGGCAAGAUACAACAAGUGUUCGAUGUGAAACAUUGUGCCACGAUCGUUACGACUUCGACUUAUCGCAUUACCAUAAACACAAAUACUACGGAAUAUGCAGCAGUAUUUGCGCGACUGAGAGCAAAAGACCUACCGAAAAAUACGCACGCCGUGGUUGAACCCACUCAUCCUGGUAUGAUAGUGUUCGUGUGCGUUGUGUUUCUGUUGGUAAUUUUGGCAUGUGGUACUGUUUGGAUUGGAAUAAGGGGAGAUGCACUCAAGAGAUUACAAUGGAGGCAAAACUCGGCGGACGUGGACUACCAAACUAUAGAAAUAAAGAGCUUAGAAAGUUUAAAUCACGUUGAAAGGUGGUGA